AAGAACGGAAGAUGGCGACCUCAAACAAUCCGCGAAAAUUCAGCGAGAAAAUCGCCCUGCACAAUCAGAAGCAGGCGGAGGAGACAGCGGCGUUUGAGGAGGUCAUGAAAGACCUGAGCAUCACGCGAGCUGCACGGCUGCAGUUACAGAAGACCCAGUAUUUGCAACUAGGCCAGAAUCGAGCUCAGUGCUAUGGAGGGUCACUCCCCAACGUCAAUCAGAUUGGAAAUAGCAACACUGACCUCCCUUUUCAGACGGCAGUAUUGGACACCAAUCGGACGACUCGACAUCAUGGCCUGGUGGACCGUGUGUAUCGUGACCGGAAUCGCAUUGCUUCUCCGCAUCGCAGACCUCUGUCUGUGGACAAGCACGGACGCCAGAUUGACAGCUGCCCCUAUGGCUCAGUAUAUCUGUCACCACCCCCCGACACGAGCUGGAGGAGAGCCAACUCUGACUCAGCUUUACAUCAGAGCGCUGUGAAUCCAGCUCCACAGGACACUUUUGUUGGUGGAUCUCAGGAAUUGCAGUCAAAAGGAGUUAAAACAUUGCUCUUGCUCACUCCUCCUGACACAGAGGACACAGAAACAGAGAUGGAGCAAGAUGAUCCUAAAGCAUCUCUUCACACACCAGAUAUUCCUGGGAUUAACAUAUUUCCAUCUCCUGAUCAAGAAAUGAAUAGCUCUCUGAUGCCAGCGGCUCACAGCACAGGUGGCUCUUUACCGGAUCUGACAAACAUCCAGUUCCCUCCUCCUCUUCCCACUCCACUGGAUCCAGAUGACCCCAUCACCUUCCCCACAUCCAGCUCCAGCAGUACCAGCAACCUGACCACCAACUUGACGCACCUGGGCAUCAGCGCUGCCAGUCACUUUCCUCCCUCUCCUCCCGCCCAGGACACUGGCCCCUCCCCCUCACCCAAUAUUAACCCACAGCAGCCCGCCUCCACCCUCCCACCUACGGUUUCACCUCAGAUACCCAUCGCACAGCCGAUCACGAUGGACAGUCUGUCCCUGGAGCAGCAAUUAUCGCAGUACUCUUUGCUGAGUUUACUGAAUGACUUGCAGAAACAGCCUCACAUGCUCCCUCAUAACAUUCGGCUCAUACGCCUCCCGUCUCUCACUGUAAGCUCCACCCCCAGUACCACCCAGAACUCUCUCGACAGCCAAUCACUGAUGGCAACAAGCGGAACUGCCAACUCAUAUCGCAAUCAGACGGGCUCUUCAACCAAUCAAUCACCGACAUCUCCAGUGUCCAAUCAAGGCUUCUCACCCGGAGGCUCACCGCAACACAUUCCAGUGGUUGGCAGUAUUUUUGGAGACUCAUUCUAUGAACAGCAGCUUCCAUCCAAGCAGACCAAUGCUCUCUCCAACCAGCUGGAGCAGUUCACUAUGAAUAUGAUGGAGAAUCCAGGCAGCUCCAGUCACUGUUCAACACUGAACUACACACAGGCAGCCAUGAUGGGUUUAACCGGAAGCCACAGCCAGCAGGACUCACAGCAGCUCAGCUACAGUAGCCAUGGCAACAUUCCCAACAUCAUUCUCACAGUGACCGGGGAAUCUCCACCCAGUCUCUCCAAGGACCUCACAAGCUCAUUGGCAAGUGUCGGUGAUGUCAGCUUUGAUGCAGACUCUCAAUUCCCAUUGGAUGAGUUAAAGAUCGACCCUUUGACACUGGACGGACUGCACAUGCUUAACGACCCGGACAUGGUUCUUGCUGACCCAGCCACUGAGGACACAUUCCGCAUGGACCGACUGUGAACCCGUGAAUGCAAUUUUAAGCGAGACGUUCAGCUGCAUGGCCUCUCUGUUCACCAUCUGGUCAGUGCCCCCCUCUCCCCCCGCACCCCCCACAGCAUGCUGGCAAACUGCUUAUGGCUGGAGGCCGGGAGUGGCGGCCUGGCGGGGGGGGUUUGCGGGGGGGUGGAGGUAGAAAUGCUGUAUCCACACUGGAUAGUUUCCAAUGUGCAAUACCGUCCUCCAUCCAUCAUCCACUCUUUUCAUGCAAUCAUGUUUUGUUUUGCAUGUUGUUGUCUUGGUUUGUCACUAACUGUAUUUUUUUGUUGGUCUUGCCACGUGAUAUGUUUUCAUUUCUUUCUUUUUUUUUUUUUUUGUAUUCUAGUUGAAUGUUGUUUAUCCUUUUGACUCUGGAGGCACAUUACUUUCAUUUUAUACCAUUUGGGCUUUCUGUCUUUUGUGAUAGUUUAUUAAUUAAUGUUUGCUUCAGUAUGUAAAAUUUUUUUGGUCAUGUUAAGUGA
This is a messenger RNA of Myxocyprinus asiaticus (Chinese sucker), 2251 nucleotides long. Its product is annotated as CREB-regulated transcription coactivator 1-like. Gene Ontology annotation, molecular function: cAMP response element binding protein binding. The transcript has 12 exons. Gene Ontology annotation, biological process: protein homotetramerization; positive regulation of transcription by RNA polymerase II. The record is from RefSeq and is a predicted model, not a curated record. Bases 12 to 1754 code for a protein of 580 amino acids. Gene Ontology annotation, cellular component: nucleus; cytoplasm. Lineage: Eukaryota; Metazoa; Chordata; Actinopteri; Cypriniformes; Catostomidae.